Messenger RNA from Lecanosticta acicola, 1004 nucleotides. NCBI's taxonomy places the organism in Eukaryota, Fungi, Ascomycota, Dothideomycetes, Mycosphaerellales, Mycosphaerellaceae. The record is from the annotation of a GenBank genome assembly.
AUGUUGGACGACAAAGGCGGACAGCUCUCUGUCGCGGAAGGGCUUAUCCGCAAGUUUGGCAAGGAUUAUGGCAAGCUCCAAAACAGCAUGAAAUGUCGUCCAUCGGCUAACGCUCCACAGACCCAGGCGAGGUUUGCGAGGCACGACGUAAUGCCUAUGGAGUCCAGUUUUAACGUGAAGCAGGUACACGCUUACUGGAUGGCUGCAAAGAACGAUUACUUGUUGGUUCCGAAGUCUGCAUUUGGCGACACGCCAUUUCCGAGUUAUCCGUAUCGACGAAGGCUUCCCAACUUACUGUGCCGAGAAGGAUAUGAAUGGCUGGACAGUCGACGCUGGAGACGUGACAGCAAUAGUCCUGUGCCCCAAUGUUUUCAACAAGGAGGUCCACGACAAUAUCCAACUGAGUGCGCAGCCUUUGGGGACCAUACUGGACACGAUGGUUACGCGCUCAAUAAAUCUGUACCAUGAAAUGUUCCAUCUUGCCUUCCCGGAUAGUGAGUCCACGUCGUCAGACUUUGCAUGAGCCGAGCUGAUGAAAAUCCGAUAGGUCCUGUUAUGCAGUCACCCGAUGCAAUACAGUGGUUGGCUAAGAAAGGGGCGGGGCAUAAGAACAAGAAGGGUUCAGCCCCUCUGAAAAGGUAGUGCCACGCCCUGCGUGAACAUAACUCAGCUGACUUGCAACAAGUUGGCCCCGUCAAAAGUCUGCCUGGAAACUCGGCAAAUACAACACUGAUGGAGCAAUCAUGUGUAUGUAUCUGGCAUUGCAUGAUAUGGCCGAGCCCGUCGCUGCGAAAGCAGAUCUCGAAGGAAUCAAAGAUCCAGAAACGUAUGCCUGGUUCGGUUUGGCUCUGUACAUGACGACGGAGGGGAGAGAUCACCAAGACUGGUCGACUGGAGCAUGUCGGGAUCACGGCUCGCCUCCACGCAUGGUGACGGUGACGAAGGGUAUUAUGGGUCGGCAAGCGCAAGCGACGCCGACUCCCAGUGCAGGCCAAUCCGAGUAG